This is a messenger RNA of Rhodamnia argentea, 1268 nucleotides long. Its product is annotated as coiled-coil domain-containing protein 93. The record is from RefSeq and is a predicted model, not a curated record. NCBI's taxonomy places the organism in Eukaryota, Viridiplantae, Streptophyta, Magnoliopsida, Myrtales, Myrtaceae. Bases 137 to 958 code for a protein of 273 amino acids. Gene Ontology annotation, biological process: Golgi to plasma membrane transport. The transcript has 9 exons.
CACGCAUAAUACUCACACAGGACUUUUCACUAAAGAUCAGGAAAAUACUCUUUGGCAGCUUGAUGGUGGUUUAGGCGCUGCAAGAACUACUUUUGUGUCAAGAUACAGCGAUCGAGAGGAAAAGAACCCGACGAGAAUGCAUAUUUUAGAAGAGAUGCAACUCUUACAUGAGAAAAUCAGGGCAGCAAAGGUCGAUUCUGUGGUUCACAGAUUAAUGUUGCUCAUGGAGUCACUGAAGGUAUUGGAAAAGAAAGAUGUGGAUCUCCAAUCUGAUUACACUGCAAAGAAAUCAGAUUUGGACGCCAAGAUUAUUUACUUGGAGGAGAAAAUAUCCAACGGCUAUGAUAGCAAGAGUCUCCAUGAUGAUCUAGAUCAUUGUAUUAGCAUGUCAUUGGAAAAGUUGCACCUUGCGAAGAAGGAACUAGCGGCUAGACUGAGGAUGGUAUUGUCUGUAAAGCGGCAACUUGAAGAUGUGCCUUCCCAAUCGGAACUCAUUCAGUAUGAACGACGCUUUUGCGAGUUGAAUAUGAAUAUUGAGGAAAUUCAUAGACAAACACGUAAAUAUUACGCAACAUAUAACGCACUUUUGGAGAUUAAAGAGCUAAUGCUGAAGGAAACAUCGUUAUUGAGUUCGCUAGAUUCCCAGUUUCAAGAUGCUAUAAGUGAUACUGCUGGUCGCCUGAAACUUAUUGAUUCCAUGGAAGGAAUUUUGAAGGGCAUAAAACAGAAGCUAGAGAAAGUGCAGGAUGGGAUCCAGGCAGAUCAGAGAGUCUGUAAUACACUCAGGGAGAAGUAUGCGGCAGCAGCAAGUAGUCAGAGACGCGGUUCUAGUCUGUUGAAAGCUCUUCAGCUUAAAUUAAGACAUCCAAUUUCCAGGAGGAAAUCACGAGAAACCAGAGACUUAAAAGUGAACUUAUGUCCAGAACUGCUGCUCCACUAUAUGAAGCUGAGGCGAUAGGAAGUUUGUGAAGUUGUGGAACUAUGAGGGUGCAUCUUUGGUAAAGAUGAUUCACAUAACCCAUGUACCACAUGCCUGUGUACAAAACUUGUCUAUAUGCAGUGCGGGAUCGAGGCUACAUGAAUUUGGUCAUCCUGAUAAUCCUGAAUGUAGGGGCAUCGUGGAACGAGUUUCCUAGUUAGAAUAUUCAGGUAAACGAUUGCAGAUUAUAUGGAGUGACAUAUCCUUUAGUUACUUUUGAUGUUUCCUGAUGGUCUUGAAUUGUUUUUUUUAUGAUUUUCAGAGCCAAUACAAAUGUCAAUUAUCUGAG